CUUUACUCAUUUUUGAGCACAGGAUAUGAUGAACGUGAUAGAAAAUAGCAAACAAAUGAAAAGAAAAGUAAUCAACGAAGUUACCAAAACUAACGAAGAAAGCAAAAACGAUGUAGAUAGUAAAGAUGUAAGUGGUGACACAAAUAAUGGAGUAAAAGAGAAAAGGAGUAAGAAGGGAAAGAAAAAGAAAAAGAAAAAGAACAAGAAUAAAGUCGAAACGGCUGAAGCAAAGCCAAACGAACCAAACGACAAGGAAAGUAACGACGGUCAACAAGCAGGAGAAGAUAUCGUGGAAAUCGGACCGACAGAUACACAGGAAAAGAAGAAACGAAAACUCCCUUGCAUAUUUGGGUUUGUCGCUACAUGGCUUGCCAAAAGGAAAGAGUGAAGGAGAGAAAAGAAAAGAAGAGCCAUUGGAGCAAGGUCGUCCCACACUCCCAUCGAGUCAUUAGUUGAGUACGAGCACAAGCUGGCGAAAGGAGGCGUGGCGUUCACUGUGGAAGUUGACAGUAGACCUAUGAGAAAGCCUGUACUUCCACCAAUCAAGCCCCGCCAAGGACCCGUCAUGCAAGGAAUGGACGAGAAAUUGAGACAUGCUGAACAGAAAAGAAUGGAAGAACUUGCAAAGAAGAAACUGGCUGCCAAAGAAACUGACAGAAAAAUAGCCGAAGUUCAAGAGAGGAAAACAGAAUCAGAAUAUCAUUUCAAGCAAAAGGCUCAUCUUACAAUAAGAUACAAGCAAUUUGGUGCAGAGAAAAACCGUGCUCGUCUGCAAGAAGAUCGUCGCUGUUCCUCUCCAGUGCUCCGAGCACCAUCCACACUGCCACCACUACGUAACGUCAGGGUCAAACCAUCCACCAAGGGCAGGCCGGCCGGGUCUCCUACCACCGAAGACCCUGGCAGUGAAUUGUUCAAUUUCUAAAUAGCAAGCCGACCGACUCCCGCCAAAAUGGUAGACCUUAGAAGAUGAUGAUACUGGCCUUUUGAUACAUAUUUUAAUUGAUUUUAAGGAUCCAGGUUUUAUGACUUUUCACAGCAUUUUUGAUAUUUUGAAGGUUUGUCCACAGACUGAUUUUGCAACAAUUUGGUACUCGUUAGAUACACGUACAAACAUGCAAAAUUUACUUCCAUAACACACCUACGCUUCCUUGCCUAAAUGAUUGGAGGUCAAUGGAUUUGUAAAUGACACAAAAUCUAUUCUGUAGGACGUAUGUUCUGUUAUGAAAUUUUCAAGUUUUUGCAGGAAAAAACUAUUUCCUGUGGACAGGAGUUCAUGGAUCAGAGAUUUUAACGGAUACAAUAUAUAUGGAAUUGUUAUUUCUUCGCUUGGGUUAUGCUUUGUGGAUUGACGCUGCCACUCAAUCCACGAAAAAGAGCUAGCCCUUCGAGCUAUAAUGAUUCCAUAUAUAUGUUACUUAUAUUAGUGUAUCAUUCACAUAGGCUACAUGUGUAGUUUCUGUCCCUGUGCGUGACACGCAUCCGUAUCUUUUACAGUUUAUAUCUUUUAAUAAGUUCUCUUACUCAUUUAGAUUGAAUUUCGUGGUUGAUGCUACCACUCAUUCCACGAAAAAUUAAUCCGCACGAAACAUAAUGGCUUCUCACGACGUUGCUAAGUUCGUCCGUAACACAGGCUACAUUAACUCUCUGUCCCUGUGUUUAAAACUUUCACCCUCAGCAUCUUUGAUAGUUUCUGUUCUUAUUAAUGUAAGAUGGGAUUUAAAAAAACGUGGAUUGACGUAACAACUCAAUCCACCAAAAAAAAAUAUGCGUCUAUAAUUAGUUCAAAGUACACGGCCGAUACAAGAGUUUAAAAAAACAACAAUAUCUGUUUAUAGAAAUUCGAACAAUCAUGACAUGUGUAUGUCUAUACAAAAAAAAAAAAUUGUGCGCUACAUGCCACAUUCAAACUCAAAAUGUGUACAUUGUAUAUGAAAGUAAAACUAAAAUGUUUAAAUAUGUCGACCAGUAGUGGUGCAUUCAAAGGUGGACUAACAUUUCUUUCAGAAGCUGGUGUUUCUAAUAAAAAGUAUUAAAUUUUGAGAAAGAAAACCUUUUACAUUGUAUCAUAAUUAUCAAUCAGCGUAGCCUAUGAAGAUUUUACUUUUCAGUUUAUGUUUAGAAUAUUUAUCCACACCGAUAUCAAAGCAAUUUUAACCAUUUUAAGAAAUUAUUACGUGGCCAUGUUCAUUCAGUCAGGUCUACCAUGACAGCGGGAAGUCGGUCGAGCUUUUUUGGCUUAAAAUCUAAUUUGUCUAACAGAAAUCGAAAAAUUUUGUUAUCAUAAUAACAAAAGAACAAAUAGGAUAUUAUAUUUUGAAAUUUUAAAUAAAUUUUUCAA
Molecule: messenger RNA, 2338 nt
Organism: Mercenaria mercenaria
Lineage: Eukaryota; Metazoa; Mollusca; Bivalvia; Venerida; Veneridae
Exons: 5
Coding region: 518-922 (134 amino acids)
Source: RefSeq, a predicted model, not a curated record